AUGAGAAGGGGAUGCAACGGGAGCACGGACGCUAACGAGCACACUGGUGCCAGCAGGAGCACGGGCCGCUACGAGAACACUAACGGCAACGAGAACACGAGCGCCAAAGAUAACACGGGUUGCAACACAGACGCCGGCGAGAACACGGGCCACAACGAGAUCACGAGCGCCAGCGAUGGGGAGGACACCAAUAAGAACACGAGCGCCAACAAGAUCACGGCGCCAAAGAGAACACGGACACCAGAGAGGACCCUGUGCUACAGAGAACACGGAUGUCACGAAGAGCACGGGAACCAACGGGAGCGUGAACGCCAACGAUAA
Phytophthora nicotianae INRA-310 is the source of this 321-nucleotide messenger RNA. RefSeq lists its product as hypothetical. The record is from RefSeq and is a predicted model, not a curated record. The coding region runs from base 1 to 321 and encodes 106 amino acids. NCBI's taxonomy places the organism in Eukaryota, Oomycota, Peronosporomycetes, Peronosporales, Peronosporaceae. The transcript has a single exon.